Molecule: messenger RNA, 2343 nt
Organism: Amaranthus tricolor (Joseph's coat)
Lineage: Eukaryota; Viridiplantae; Streptophyta; Magnoliopsida; Caryophyllales; Amaranthaceae
Product: xyloglucan endotransglucosylase protein 1-like
Exons: 4
Coding region: 381-1226 (281 amino acids)
Biological process (GO): cell wall biogenesis; xyloglucan metabolic process
Cellular component (GO): apoplast; cell wall
Molecular function (GO): xyloglucan:xyloglucosyl transferase activity; hydrolase activity, hydrolyzing O-glycosyl compounds
Source: RefSeq, a predicted model, not a curated record
UCUUUCCAUUCUUUCUAUUUCCUUUUCUUUUUCUUUUCACAUCAUAAUUAUAACUUAAUUACUUUCCUCUACGAUUGGAAGAAGCAAGUAUUCAAGCUUUUGUCAACAAAUCUCAACCAAACCACUUUCCAAACACAUAUCAACUCAAUCCAGCUUUAUGCUCGCAAUUCAACAGUUGGUGCUUUCGAUACCUUCCGCAAAUCACUCUCCAAGGGAACUGCUUUUCAUCACCUUGCAUGUGCUUACUCAGAUCCUAACGGUCAUCCCCAACAUUUUUUAUUUUUAUCUUCCUUUUUAGAAACCCCCCAAGACUUUCUAUAUAUAUACACCUUCACUAAAUCAUCUUAUCAGCUAACAUUUCCCCUUCAUAAAAAAAAAAGAUGUUUUCUUCAAAUGGGAAGAUGCUUAAACUUGUUAUGGUGGUUGCUCUUGUGGUGGGUGUUCCCACUGCCUACGGAGCAGGCGAUUUCCACAGCGAAUUUGAACAAACGUUUGGUGAUCAUAGACUCCAGAUUUCCGGCCCUGGAAAUAAGGACUUAUCACUCACAUUAGACCAGUAUUCAGGUGCUGGAUUCCGGUCUAAGAACGAGUACUUGUAUGGAAGGAUUGAUAUGCAGAUCAAACUUAUUCCUGGUGACUCUGCUGGCACUGUCACUACCUUUUAUUUGACAUCAGAUCAAAGUACAGGGAAACACGACGAGAUUGAUUUUGAGUUUCUAGGAAAUGCAAGUGGACAACCUUACACUGUCCACACUAAUGUGUUUAGCCAAGGUCAAGGUAGUAGAGAACAACAAUUUCACCUUUGGUUCGAUCCGUCUAAGAACUACCAUACCUAUUCUAUUGUUUGGAACCCGAAACUCAUCAUGUUUUUGGUUGACAACACACCACUAAGAGUAUUCAGAAACUACGAAAACCAUGGCAUUAUGUUCUUCCCUAAGAACCAAAGGCAAAGAAUCUAUGCUAGUCUAUGGGAAGCUGAUGAUUGGGCGACACAAGGUGGUCGAAUUAAGACAGAUUGGUCAAAGGCUCCGUUUAAGGCUUACUAUCGUAACUUCAACAUCGAUACCUCUCCAAACGGUGCAUGGAUGAACCAUGAUCUUGAUGCGAAUAGCAGGAAGAGAUUGAAAUGGGUGCAGAAAAACUAUAUGAUUUACAAUUAUUGCACAGAUUGGAAACGGUAUUCUCAAAAUCUUCCACCAGAGUGCAAACAUGCCAAGCAUAAUUAGAGGGCUACCUUAUUUUCCCCUCAAUCGAAACUGAAUUGAUCGAUAUUAUUUUUUCAUAUGAUUUUAGUUAUGUAAUUUGUAUUCUCGAUUCUUUAUCACAAUAAUAUUUUUUAUUUAAGGAAACAAAAGCGAUUCAGAUUUCAGCAUGAAGCAAACACACACAGGCACCCUCUACUUUCUAUCAAAAUCUAUAUCCAUAGAGCACAUUUUAGAGCAGAUCAAGGAUCAAACACCAGUCUUAGUCCUUACAGCCCGUUUGAUUAGUAGUACUAAAUGAUGGUAAUGGGAAUGAUUUAUAGUGUAAAAUUUCAACAAAAGUUCUAUGUCAUUCCCAUGUUAAUGAAAUUGUAAUCACAAAAAAGUUACACUAGUUUUCAUUCUCAUUACCAUCGUUUAAUAACACUUACCAAACGCGCUGUUAGUGAAUGAAAAAAAGAAAACGUGAAAAACUAGAAGUAAUGCGAAGUCCUCUUCUGUAUGACUGGUCUUUUCUAUGUCCUAAAAUUAUUGUGAGGAAAGACUAAGUUGGGACUUAGGAUCAUUCUGAUUACUCUAAUACUAUUACAACAAUAAUUCAUUGUACCAAUGCCAUUAAGUGGCUUCCACCUAGGGGGUUUCGAGGGGUCGGUUGUACGCAAUCUUACCUAGUUACCGUUAUACACUUGUCAGUAAUAACAAAGGUUGUUUUCGAUUGACCCUUGGUGACAAACAUCAUCUGUGACUUCAUAUAAAUAAGAAGUGCAUAACAACAUAUUUGGUGACCUUCAUGAGCAAGCUAGUAGAUACUUAAAGAAAAGCGUGAUCACAUUACAACUAUUUUUGUUCUAUCAAGUAUAAAUGAAUAGUCAAACUAAUCAUACUAGCAAUAGAAGAAGGUUGCUCAAUUGUGCAGGACAUGUCAACCAAUCAUCAUUAUCAUCAUCGUACUCGGUGUAUCCCGCCCAUAGAAUACUAUGAUCAGGGUCUCCAGAGGGAAGGAAGACGGCAACCCAUAUCAUAAACAACGAUUGUCCAACAACAAAUCAAACAUCCAUCAAUAAGCUUCAUGGACAAUACACACUCACCUGCAAAGUGUUUUAUCCUGUGAUGCCUCCGGAAUCAGUUUGAAAGAAACUUA